This is a messenger RNA of Nerophis lumbriciformis (worm pipefish), 1081 nucleotides long. RefSeq names its product ATP synthase subunit C lysine N-methyltransferase. Gene Ontology annotation, biological process: regulation of mitochondrial ATP synthesis coupled proton transport; positive regulation of proton-transporting ATP synthase activity, rotational mechanism; peptidyl-lysine trimethylation. NCBI's taxonomy places the organism in Eukaryota, Metazoa, Chordata, Actinopteri, Syngnathiformes, Syngnathidae. Gene Ontology annotation, molecular function: protein-lysine N-methyltransferase activity. Gene Ontology annotation, cellular component: mitochondrion. The record is from RefSeq and is a predicted model, not a curated record.
CAUAGUUGUGUAGGAUAACAAGUUGGUUGGAAAUAGUUAGAAAUUGAGUUAUUUUUUUUAGAUAAAAAGUGAUGAAGAGGUGGAACUUUUCUAGAAGGUUCGGUGGGAGAGGAAAGGUCACAUUGGCGCCAUCUUGUGUCCGGCAUUGCAGCUGGCUUGGCAGAAUGUCGUGGCCGAACGCGGGUCAGGAAUGAGAACAUAUAAAAGGAAUAAUAAUGUAUCAAGAAUGGAGGACUCCAUCGAAGUGAUCCUGCAGGACUACGAGAACGUCUUCCCCACAAGCAGACCUCACCUGGUGCUGUCAGCCUGCACAGGCGCGCUACUCACGGGACUCUACGGAGUCUGGAGCCUCUUCACCAUGCCUGGUUUCCGCAAAGUCCCAUCAGGCUUGAAGGUUCCCUAUUUGCCCUCCAAUAGAGAUCAGACACGGAACGUUAUGAAGCUCCUUGAGGGUCGGACAGGUUGCUUAGCAGAUCUGGGAUCAGGAGAUGGAAGACUGGUGUUUGCCGCCUCAUCUGCUGGCUUCAAGUGCACCGGGUUCGAGAUCAACGCCAUACUGCUAGCAUACGCCCGGACAAAGGCCCGAUGGACAGGAGUUCCUUCAAGCCAGGCAAAUUUUGUUAAAAAAGACUUUUGGAAUACUGAUCUGUCAAAGUACAACAACAUAACUGCUUUCCUUGCUCCAGGAGCGGUAAGUUGUUUCAGCGGUAUCGCCUCCAUCAUGUUAGUAGUUUGCUUCAUCUGCCCUUGUCCGAUCGGUCGACAGAUGGAAGUGCUCGGCGACAAGCUGCUGAAAGAGCUUCCUGAUGGCGCGCUUGUCGUCUCUUGUCGCUUCCAUUUCCCCAACUGGCCUCACCAGUCCACUGUCGGCUCCGGUCUGGACCAGACAUGGGCCUACGACAUCACCGCUGUGCGCAAGUCAGGACUGAGGGAAGUAUAUAAUGUUGUGGAGGAUAGAUAGAGGACAGUCCCUAGGUCGGGGGUGUUCAAAGUGCAGCCUGGUAGCCAUUUAUGGCACACGCAACACAUUCUUAAGACAAAAUACACACAGAUACAAACAUUACACAAAAAAAUAUGGACA